GCAUCAUGCUACGUCGUUCUGAAGCUCACCUCCAAUAUUCCAUUGACUUGGAGGGGGGUGGUGUUCUCAACUUUCAAGCUGCGCCUUUCAUAUCCUAACUGCUCCUCCACCGGAUGUCCAGUUGAAAGAUUCUUGACUUGUCUCUCUCUCUCUCUCUGUGAAACUCUAUUAUGGUUCUCUGUUGUGUUUUUUAUUUUCAACUUUUACGAUUAAUGUCAAUAAUGUUUUCAAUUUUCAAUCUGUUUGGCUGCCUGGAGAGUAAUUAUUAAUUAAUUAAGAGAUACUAAUGUUUUUUGUCAAGCACUACUCUUUUCAAUAUUCUCCCCAAUUUCUCAGCUAAAGGUCGUCCUCUGCAACAAUUUGCUUAGUUUGAUUCCCUCGAUUAUUGUUUCAUUUCUCUUGUCUCUAAUUAGGAAGGAAUGGAGAAAGUGGGGGUGAAAAGACAGUUUAAUUUUUAAUUGGGGUUUGAAGGUUCAGUUCACUGCUUAUUAUCUGUUCCUUGUGCUAAUCAUGAGCCACUAAUUAACGUUGGAAAUGCUCCACGCCUUAGGAGUCUACACCCCUGUUAUGUAUUUUCAAAGUCAACGUGUUACUUUACUUUUUUUUUUUUUUUUUUGGUUUAUUUUUCUGUUUUUUUUCCUUCUUUCUUUUAUUUUUACUGUCAAUAUAUUUCCUUCUCUCUAAGUCAUUUGUAACACUUGCUGAUUAGUUGAUUUGCCUAAUUGUUUCAUGUUUUCGGUAUUUAGCGCUGAUUGUCUGCUUUCUAUGCUUAUGAGCAACUAAUUAAUUCCUGAUUUUGGAAUUUACCCACCUUUUUAAUUAUUCAAAAGGGUGUCAGAAUGCUCAGGCUGAGAGUUUAUGCACAUGUUCUUGCUCUGUCAUUUUCUUGCUUCAUGCUUCUCGCACUUGCACAAAUUACAGAUCCUUCAGAAGUCAAGGCCUUGCAAGCAGUCAAAAGCGGUUUAAAUGAUCCUCUGAAUCAUCUCAGAAACUGGAACAAGGGGGAUCCUUGUGUAUCCAAUUGGACUGGAGUUUUAUGUUUUGAUACAAUUGCUAAUGAUGGAUAUUUGCAUGUCAAGGAGCUCCGGUUGCUGAAUAUGAAUCUUUCAGGAAGUUUAGUACCUGAGCUUGGCCAACUGUCUCAACUUCAAAUACUAGAUUUUAUGUGGAAUGAACUAACUGGCACUAUUCCCAAGGAGAUAGGAAAGAUUGCAUCACUGAUUCUCUUGCUCUUAAAUGGAAACAAUCUUUCAGGUUCUUUACCCGAUGAGCUUGGCUAUCUCUCGAAACUUAACAGAUUCCAAAUCGACCAGAACCAACUUUCUGGUCCAAUACCAAGAUCAUUUGCUAACCUGCUCAGUGUUAAACACCUCCACUUUAACAACAAUUCUCUUAGUGGUGAAAUUCCAUCUGAGUUUUCCAAAUUGUCCAAUCUUCUUCAUAUGCUCUUGGACAAUAACAACUUAUCUGGAUCGCUUCCGCCAGAAUUGUCCAACUUGUCAGAUCUGCGCAUACUUCAACUUGAUAACAACAAUUUUAGAGGAUCUGAGAUUCCUGCUACUUAUGGAAAACUUUCCACAUUAGCAAAAUUAAGUCUUAAGAAUUGCAGUUUGCAGGGAGGUAUUCCUGAUUUCAGUGGCAUAGCUAACCUUAGUUAUUUAGACUUGAGUAGGAAUCAUCUUACGGGAACCAUACCAUCACAAAAGCUUUCUCAUAAUAUGACAACCAUCAAACUGUCACAUAACAAUCUUAAUGGAUCUAUUCCCAUGAGUUUUUCAGAUCUUCCUUUUCUCCAAAAAUUGUCACUUGAGAGCAAUUUGUUGACUGGUACUGUCCCUGCUAACCUAUGGCAGAAUUUGUCCCUUACGAAAAGUAAUAGACGUACACUUGAUCUUCGGAACAAUUCACUAUCAAACAUUUUGGGAGAUUUAGAUCCUCCAGCAAAUGUCACUCUGAGGCUUGAUAACAAUCCUAUUUGCAAGAACUCUACCAUGCAGAACAUAGGCCGGUUUUGUAGUUAUGAAGCUGGAGGAAAUGAGAUCCCAGAAAACUCAACCAAUUCAACUCAAACAAUGACCUGUCCUCCUCAGGCUUGUCCUGAUGAUAAUUACUUUGAAUAUGUUCCAGCUUCCCCUGUUCCAUGCUUUUGUGCAUCCCCACUAAGAAUUGGGUAUCGGCUGAAGAGUCCUAGUUUUUCCUAUUUUCUUCCAUAUAUGAGUCAAUUUAAGAUGUAUCUAAGUACGUAUCUCAACUUGGACAUUUCUCAAAUUUCAAUUGAUUCAUUUAUCUGGGAAGAAGGGCCUCGUCUACGAAUGAAUUUGAAGCUUUUUCCUUUGUACGACAAAAGUACAUUCAAUACAAGCGAGGUUCAGCGGAUAAGAAACCAAUUUACUUCGUGGAGAUUUCCUCGCACUGAUUUUUUUGGACCAUAUGAGCUUCUCAAUUUCACUCUCCAGGGGCCUUAUUCUACUAUGAGUGUUAAGGUACAAAGGGCAAGCAUUAGUAAAGGCAUUUUGGCAGCCAUUAUUAUAGGAGCCAUAGCCAUCAUUGUUUCUAUAGCUGCAUUAGUCAUGCUUCUGAUUACAAGACGUUCUGGCUUCCAUCACACGCCAUCAUCGAGGAAAAAUAUGUCCACAAGGAUUUCUGUGAAAAUUGAUGAUGUGAGGUCAUUCACCAUUAAAGAAAUGGCAUUAGCUACUGGGAAUUUUAGUAGCUCAAGUCAAGUAGGCCAAGGAGGUUAUGGGAAGGUUUACAAAGGCAUCUUGCCUGAUAAUAUGAUUGUGGCAAUCAAACGUGCAGAAGAAGGAUCAUUGCAGGGCCAGAGAGAAUUCUUGACAGAGAUAGAGUUGUUGUCAAGGGUACAUCACCGAAACCUGGUCUCAUUAGUCGGGUAUUGUGAUGAAGAAGAUGAGCAGAUGCUGGUGUAUGAAUUUAUGCCUAAUGGAACCCUGAGGGACUGGCUUGGUGCCAAGGCCAAGCGAACAUUGAGUUUCGGUAUGAGGUUACGAAUCGCUUUGGGUUCGGCUAAAGCCAUUCUCUAUCUCCAUACAGAAGCAGACCCACCUAUAUUCCAUCGAGACAUUAAAGCCAGCAACAUACUUCUAGACUCCAACCUUAUAGCUAAAGUGGCUGAUUUUGGACUCUCACGCCUUGCACCACUCCAGGAUGACGAAGGGACUCCUAAAUAUGUAUCUACAAUUGUGAAGGGAACACCAGGCUACCUGGAUCCAGAAUACUUCUUGACUCAUAAAUUGACAGACAAAAGUGAUGUAUACAGCCUAGGAGUAGUAUUUCUGGAGCUCUUAACAGGAAUGCAACCUAUAUUACAUGGCAAAAACAUUGUCCGCGAGGUGAAUGUGGCACACGAGUCAGGCAAUAUGUUCUCCAUCAUAGACAGCAGAAUGGGAUCGUAUCCAUCAGAUUGUGUGGAAAGGUUUGUAGGUUUGGCUCUUAGUUGUUGCCAUGACAAGCCAGAAAAGAGGCCUAGUAUGUUAGACGUCGUGAGGGAGCUUGAAAACAUCCUCAAAACGAUGCCAGAAAGUACUCAUCAUCAUCAUGCUACCAUCUCAGAAUCCAGUGCUCCCGCAUUUUCUGGCAAGUUGGAACCUUCAUCGUCAUCUUCAUCCUAUGUUACCCACGACACAUUCAUGUCCUCCAGCAUUUCUGGAAGUGAUCUUGUCAGCGGAGUCAUUCCCAGCAUCACUCCUCGCUGACAUUGACUUGAUGAAAACAAGUAGUUUGUUGUAACUUUUGCACUUUUUCAAAAUGGGAUUUUGGUCCAUUUCUGUAUGGUUUUCGAAUUUGUAAUUAUUGCAUAUCAUCUUGUUUCUGAGUUUGGCCAAAGAUGAAAACACACAUGUAUAUAUUGACCAAUAUGAACGGAAUUUGACUCCUGGUACUGACAAAUUAAAGAGAUCAA
Molecule: messenger RNA, 3919 nt
Organism: Ziziphus jujuba (common jujube)
Lineage: Eukaryota; Viridiplantae; Streptophyta; Magnoliopsida; Rosales; Rhamnaceae
Product: probable LRR receptor-like serine/threonine-protein kinase At1g06840
Exons: 20
Coding region: 840-3713 (957 amino acids)
Biological process (GO): protein phosphorylation
Molecular function (GO): protein binding; ATP binding; protein kinase activity
Source: RefSeq, a predicted model, not a curated record